Messenger RNA from Exophiala xenobiotica, 2181 nucleotides. RefSeq lists its product as uncharacterized. NCBI's taxonomy places the organism in Eukaryota, Fungi, Ascomycota, Eurotiomycetes, Chaetothyriales, Herpotrichiellaceae. The transcript has 3 exons. Bases 1 to 2181 code for a protein of 726 amino acids. The record is from RefSeq and is a predicted model, not a curated record.
AUGUGGCCGUCUUCCACGCUCCUUUUACCAUUUCUUGCCCUGCGACUUGCAGUGGCCGAUGCGCAGGCUUUGUCAACCGUCACUUAUGGCCCUGGUGGACUAUGUCCCGCGCCGUCGACUACAAGUGUCGUCGUUGUACAGCAAGCCGUCUACAGCUCUUUCUUUCAAUCUGCAUCGCAGAUCAACAAUAUCUUCGGCGAUGGAAACACGAUCAUGAUUAACAACGCUCCAACGACGUACAUUACCACUUCAUAUAUCACGACAACGAUAGUUACUACGGUUAUGACGACUACGGUCAGUCCUACAGCGCCGAUGAGCUCUUCCACGUCCGCCACCAGCAGUGUGGCAGCUGGACCGAUCACGCAGACAACCAGCGCUGCUCCAGGCUCCUCCUCAACUCCGAUGUUCAGCACCAUGUCUACUACUGGUUCUUCAGCAGGUGGUACUUCUGGUCCCACCACGACUCAACGACAGACCUUCGCUCCGGUGGCACCUCCAGCGGCGACGACAACAACUCCACCAGUUCUGACUAUAACCACGACUGAUGCUAAUGGAAACACAAUUACGGUGACGACUACGCAGCCGACUUUCACAUUGGGCGAGGGCCUGCCGACCGGAACUGUGAGCGAUAUCCCUGCGACUUCGCCCGUCAUGCUUGGCUUCUCUUUUGGCGGGGCUGGCGCGAAGGUGAAGCGAGAAGCGUUAAAUAGACAAGAAAUGAAAAGGCAGGGCUCCACGCUCGAUAACCCGCCGCCUCAGGGACUGCUCCAAGGCCAGUCUGGAGAAGCAGGCAACAAUUGCGGUUUUGCGACCAGAUACUACCUGGUGGGCGGUAUGCUGAUGAGCGGAAACGAGUCCGUAGGACGCAACUUGAGCGACAUUUUUGUGGUCAUUACGCCAGAACCAUAUUACAACGAUGUCAACACCACGUUCUUCUUCGCUAACGGCGUCCUGGGUUGGAAUACUACAGAUCAGGGUGCAGCAACAUUCUAUCAAUGCGGCGACGGCUUGAUUUAUGCCGGAUUCCCUAAUCCCACACAAGAUAACUGCUAUCCCAUCACAAUCGGAGGUAUUGCAGCUGCGGCUUGUCCGGCGGACUUCACCAAUGAUCCAGUCCCUCCUCCGGAUACAAGCUCAUCGACUGCUUCUACAACUACGACCGUGGAGCAAGGAACGUCUACGACAGAAAUAUCCACCACAAUCCAGCCGACUCUUGAUUCAACCACAACUCCAGUCUCAAGCACCCCAACGGACGUCAGCUCAUCGGACAGUUCUUCGCCAAGUUCAGAGACAACUCCUCCCUCGACUGCACCAGCAUCUUCGCCCUCGACAUCUCCAAGUCCCAACGGGCCUGUCUCAACGUCGCAGACCACUGUGGCAGCGCCAGGCUCGACCUCCGCUACAACUGGCGUAACGACUGUGACGGUCGCUCCAACCACCGUUGUGUCUCCUUCUGUCUCAACCACGUUGCCGAGUGUGCCGGUAUCUAGUACCUCUCCGCUAGCAUCGCCUACCACCACACCAGGCGUCAGCACCAGCAGUCCAUCCGCAAGCUCUGCUGGGGUUGUGAGCGUAGUGACUACUUCAACAGCUUUGGUUGGGGCCUCUAGUACGAUGUCUUCGUCGGGAAGUCAAACUAGCCCUGCAUCUUCCCAACCUGGAACGAGUAGCGGACCUGCUGGUGGAUCAAGCACUACCUCAGUGGUUGGUCAGAGUUCAAGCUCGACUACGUCUCCUUCGUCAAGCACGACUCAUAGUAUUUUCUCCGGAUGGAACUUCGUCUCCAUCAUCGACGACCUCAGUCUCCCCAACCGGAGCAAGCACGAAUUCGGUGGCCACAACUACUCAAAGCAUCCCGCCGCCAUCAUCCUCUUUUGCGUCCAGUAUAACAGCCCCAAGCUCUUCCACUGCACCCUCACAAUCCUCAACUACUUCUUCGUCCCCAUCGGCUACCACAUCUACCAAUGGUGCACCCGCGUCGACCACGAUCAGUACGUCACUUCCUACAACUACAGUGAGCCCGGUGACAAGCUCAACCGGUCUGAUCACGAGUAUAUCAACACUGGUCACGACUUCCUCCGCCUCAACCACAACAACUUCCUCUGUUCAGCCAGCUUCCACCAGUUCGAACGGCGGUACGAGCUUGAGCACUACUUCGACGGUGACACCGACAACUACUAG